Messenger RNA from Meira miltonrushii, 6869 nucleotides. RefSeq names its product putative ATP dependent RNA helicase. Bases 138 to 6794 code for a protein of 2218 amino acids. Gene Ontology annotation, cellular component: nucleus. The transcript has a single exon. NCBI's taxonomy places the organism in Eukaryota, Fungi, Basidiomycota, Exobasidiomycetes, Exobasidiales, Brachybasidiaceae. Gene Ontology annotation, molecular function: nucleic acid binding; ATP binding; ATP hydrolysis activity. The record is from RefSeq and is a predicted model, not a curated record.
CAUCACUCCAACAUCCGCCACUCUCGAAUGCAUCAACCUCAGAUCUGAUUCUGCUAUAAUCUUCAAAGUGUUUGGAGAAGUUUGGAAGGAAUUGGAUUUGAAUAAGAUCUUGUGGCGGUGGACAAAAGUUGCUCAAGAUGCCACCAAAAAAUCCUGAUUUAUCAGGAUACCAGUAUUCUGCCAUCUCAUCUCUCGUCACUCAAACCGAUCGAAGGUAUCUAAAUAGAACAGAAAAUGAAGGCACAGGCGAAGCGGAAAGUUUGGUGGGACGGAUCGAUCCAAAAGCAAUGGGAUCUCGUGCUGGAAGAGAGCAAGUGAAAGAUUUAGAAAAGAAGAAAAGAAGAGCUGACCAAGAUGAAAGCGGACGGAUACGAAAACCUGCUCGACAAAAUGGGCUGGCAUCAUCAUCGGGUGCAAAGUAUGCUGACAUCUUACAAGCAACAGCGGAUCUGGAAGGAUUGUCGUAUAUGCCAAGAACAGCUGAAACGCGAGAGGCAUAUGAAUUCAUUUUAAGUAUCAUAGCAACCGCUUUAGGAGAUCAAUCUGGCGAUGUGGUUCGCUCUGCUGCAGAUGUUGUCAUACAAGCACUAAAGGAUGACGAGAUGAAAGAUCCUGAUCGAAAGAAAGAGAUUGAAUCUAUCAUUGGCUCCAUCACUCCAGACACAUUCAGUCAAUUGGUUAAUCUUGGAAAGCGUCUAACAGACUUUGAGCGUGACAAUAGGCUAGAAGAGGAUGAUCCAGAUGCAGACAGAAGGGCUGGUGCCGUGGCAGAUGAAGAAGGAGUAGCGGUGCUAUUCGACGAUGAUGAAGAUCAAAGUGAAGAGGAACAAGAAACAUUUGUCGUUAGAGAAGAGGAUGAUGAUGAGGAAGAAGGCGAUGGUCAGGCUGUAAAGGAGGAAGGAUCUGACAGUGAUGAUGGAGAUCAAGCGUCAGAAAGCGAUGCGGAUCAGGAAGCCAUCAAAAUUGGACAAUCAUCGUCCAAUAAGCUGAAGAAAGCGUCACUAACAGUGCAUGACAUUGAUGCAUUCUGGCUGCAAAGACAUCUUGCUACAAUCUACUCCGAUGAGCAUGAAGCCAACCAAAAAGCCGAAGCUGCGAUGGAAAUUAUGGCAUCGGAUGCAAACAUACGUGAUUGUGAGAAUAGCUUAAUGGAGCUUUUUGAUUACGAACACUUUGAAGUUGUGGAGCUCCUGGUCAAGAAUCGAGAUAUCAUUGUCUGGUGCACAAAGCUUGGCCGUGCUGAUGAGGAUGAAAAAGUGAACAUUCAGGUCAAUAUGCGCGAGAAUGAAUUGGGCUGGAUCUUGAAAAAGUUGCAAGGAGACACAAGCAAACAGGGUCAAAAUACCAACCUGGUGCCCAUGGAUCUGGACGAGAAGAGUAAAGAGAGAGCCUACAAAAUCACAAGAAAGGUCACUCUUGCGCCAGGCACCACAGUUCAGCCACGCAAAGUCGUCGAUCUAGAAGCGAUGUCAUUCAGUCAAGGUGCGCAUUUGAACACCAAUGCAAAAGUCCGAUUGCCAGAGGGAUCAUUCAAGCGAACGAAGAAAGGAUACGAAGAGAUUCAUGUUCCCGCGCCUGUCAAUAGAACUGUGCCUGAAAGUGAGAUAGUUCCUAUCUCAAGUCUUCCUGUUUGGGCUCAGGCGGCUUUCCCCGGUGCAACUUCUCUCAAUCCUGUUCAAUCUAGGUGUUAUCCUGUCGCAUUCGGAGAGGAUGAUCCUAUGCUACUUUGUGCGCCAACAGGAGCCGGAAAGACGAACGUUGCCAUGUUGACAAUCUUGCACGAAUUGUCAAAAUGGCGUGACGAAAGAAGUGGGAAGUUUGAUUUGGAUGCAUUCAAGAUUGUCUAUGUUGCUCCAAUGAAAGCAUUGGUUGCUGAACAAGCGUCCAACUUCCGCGAACGGCUUGCUGUUUUCGAUGUUGUGGUGAAUGAACUUACAGGGGAUAGUCAACUGACAAAAGAACGAAUUGCACAAACGCAAAUCAUUGUCACCACUCCAGAGAAAUGGGACGUUAUUAGCCGCAAAAGUUCUGAUACUUCCUACACUAACUUGGUCAGGCUAAUGAUCAUUGAUGAGAUCCAUCUUUUGCACGACGAUAGAGGACCUGUACUGGAAAGUAUUGUCGCCCGAACAAUUCGUCGUAUGGAACAAUUGAAUGAUCCCGUUCGAUUGGUUGGAUUGAGUGCCACUUUGCCAAACUACAAAGAUGUGGCAACAUUCUUGCGCGUCAAUCCCAAGAAAGGCUUGUUCUACUUUGAGGCAUCCUACCGACCUUGUCCAUUACAGCAAGAGUUUAUCGGCAUCACAGAGAAGAAAGCAAUCAAACGAUUACAGGUAAUGAAUGAAGUAACGUACGAGAAAACCCUUGAUCAAGCAGGAAAGAAUCAAGUCUUGAUCUUUACGCACAGCAGAAAAGAAACUGCAAAGACGGCCAAAUUCAUUCGUGAUCAAGCAAUGGAGCAAGACACCCUCUCCCGAUUCUUGCCACAAUCAAGUGCAAGUCGCGAAGUGCUACAGUCGGAAUUGGAACAUGUCAAAGACGCAAACCUGCGCGAUCUUUUGCCGUAUGGGUUCGGUAUCCAUCAUGCGGGUAUGACCAGACCUGACCGACAAUUGGUAGAAGAUUUAUUCCAAGAUGGGCAUUUGCAGGUCCUUGUUUCGACGGCAACUCUUGCUUGGGGUGUCAAUUUACCCGCACAUACAGUAAUCAUCAAAGGUACUCAAAUUUAUAAUCCAGAGAAAGGACAAUGGGUAGAAUUAUCUCCACAAGAUAUGUUGCAAAUGCUCGGUCGUGCAGGAAGGCCGCAAUUUGACUCGUACGGUGAAGGUAUAAUCAUUACCAAUCACAAUGAAUUGCAAUACUACUUGAGUCUCUUGAAUCAACAAUUGCCGAUCGAAUCUCAACUGGUGUCCAAAUUGGCAGACAAUCUCAACGCAGAGAUUGUUCUCGGUACUAUUCGUAAUCGUGAUGAAGCGGUUGCUUGGUUGGGCUAUACGUAUCUGUACGUGCGCAUGCUCAGAACGCCUUCUUUGUACAGCGUCACUGCCGACUACGCAGACGACGAUCCGUAUCUCGAACAAAAGCGUGCAGACAUCAUUCACUCAGCUGCAGUUGUUUUGGAGAAAUGUGGAUUGCUAAAAUAUGAUCGAAAGAGCGGAAUCUUUCAAUCUAACGAUCUCGGAAAGAUUGCUUCGCAUUACUACAUCACUCACCGUAGUAUGAGCACCUACAAUCAACAUUUACGUCCUUAUUUGAGUAUGGUCGAUCUCUUUCGUGUUUUCGCUCUAUCGGAAGAAUUCAAGCAUCAAGUCAUUCGACAAGACGAAAAAUUGGAAGUUGCCAAAUUGUUGGAGCGCGUACCAGUACCCGUAAAGGAAGCAAUUCCAGAUCCAUCAGCUAAAGUAAAUGUGCUUUUGCAGACUUGGAUCUCUCAAUUGAGCUUGGAAGGGUAUGUGUUGGCAGCGGAUAUGGUGUACAUCACUCAAUCUGCUGGUCGUAUCUUGCGUGCAAUUUUUGAAAUCUGCAUCAAACGUGGCUAUGCUCGUUUAGCACAUUCGGCCUUGGAUCUUUGCAAAAUGGUGGAAAUGCGUCAAUGGAACAGUAUGACGCCUUUACGUCAAUUCAAAGGUGUUCCGCACGAUUUGAUCAGGAGAUUGGAAAGGAAGGAAUAUCCUUGGAAUCGAUUGCGUGAUUUAGAGCCAAAUGAGAUUGGUGAACUGAUUGGAUUACCAAAAGCCGGUCGACCGAUUCACAGAUUGGUGAAUCAGUUUCCUAGAUUGGACCUGCAAGCAUUCUUCCAACCUAUCACGACCAGUCUACUAAGUGUUCAACUGACCAUCACUCCUGAUUUCCAAUGGGAUGAAAAAGUACAUGGACACGCUCAAGCUUUCCAUAUUUUGGUUGAGGAUGUUGAUGGAGAAGUGAUUCUACAUCAUGAGGUUUUUGUGCUCAAGCAACGAUUUGCCGAAGAGGAACAUACAGUAUCUUUCACAGUGAACAUGACCUCACCUGUGCCACCAAAUUACUACAUCAGUGUGGUCAGUGAUCGUUGGCUUCAGUCAGAAGUGCGUUUGCCAAUCUCUUUCAUGAAUUUGAUCUUGCCAGAGAAAUUCCCGCCCCACACACCAUUGCUCGAUCUGCAAAACCAACCAAUUAGUGCUUUGGAGGAUGAAGAAGCUCAACAGCUGUAUGUGAAUCGAUUCAAAUAUUUCAACAAGAUUCAAUCUCAAACUUUCCAUGCAUUGUAUGCUUCUGAUGCAUCUGUCUUUAUUGCCGCGCCAACGGGAAGUGGCAAAACGGUCUGUGCCGAGCUGGCCAUGAUACGGUUCUGGACACGCAAAGAAGAUCAAGGAACAGAUCGAAUCGUUUGCUUGGUGCCGUAUGAAUCCAUGGUAAGCUCUAGGGUUGCAGAAUGGAAGGCACGCUUUGGCAAUUAUCGUGGAGGAAAAGAGAUUUGCUCUCUAUCUGGCGAGACUAGCUCUGACUUGCGACAGUUGGAGAUGGGAGACGUAAUCGUUGCCACUCCUGAACAAUGGGAUGUGAUCUCACGUCGUUGGAGACAGAGGAAGAAUGUGCAGAAGAUUGGAUUGUACAUUGCCGAUGAUGUACAAUUGCUCGGAGAUUGGAAGGUAGGACCAACGUACGAAGUAGUCUUGUCUCGUGCUCGAUUCAUUGCCGCUCAAACUUCUAAUUCGACUCGAUUCUUAGCUCUAAGUGUGCCUCUUGGAAAUGCAAGAGACGUUGGAGAAUGGCUUGGUGUAAAGAGUGGAAACAUGUUCAACUUUAGCCCUGCUUCAAGACCUACGCCAUUGGAAGUCCAUCUUCAAAGCUUUGACAUUCCACAUUUCCCCAGCUUGAUGAUCGCUAUGGCCAAGCCUGCCUAUCUUGCCAUUGUUGAAAGAAGUCCAGAAUCUCCCGUAUUGGCCUUUGUGCCAAGUCGUAAGCAAGCAAUUUUGACGGCAAAUGACCUGUUGGCAUACGUUAUAGCGGAUAGUGAACGAGAAGGUCAAGAAGAUACAAGUAGAUUUUUGAAUAUCGAAGAGAAUGAGUUGAGACCUCAUUUGGAUCGCGUGGAGGAUGAGGAACUACGCGAAGUGUUGCAAUACGGAAUCGGUUUCUAUCACGAAGGGUUAAGUCGAGGCGAUGCUAGGAUCGUGCAAAGGUUAUACAACGCUGGCGCAAUUCAAGUGGUUGUCGUGAGCAAGGAGAUGGCAUGGGAUUGUCCAAUGCGUGCCCAUUUGGUCCUGCUGAUGAGCUGUCAAACGUACGAAGGAAGGGAACAUAGAUACGUCGACUACACAAUGACUGAUGUCUUACAAAUGGUCGGACAUGCAACUCUCAUUGAAUCGAAUGACGACGAAGACCAGGAUGCAGACGAAGGUGCAGCAAAAUGCGUCGUCUUCGUGCAAGCAAACAGGAAGGAAUACUUUAAGAAAUUCUUGACCGAAGGAUUGCCAAUCGAAUCAAGACUCAAUGCAGUCUGCCAAGAUUUCUUCAAUGCCGAAAUUGUUGCCAAGACGAUCGAUGAUAAACAGAGCGCAGUUGAUAUCUUGACAUGGACGCUACUAUACAGGCGACUGAUGAUGAAUCCACAAGUGUACAACUGUCAAGGCAAGGAUAUGCAACAUAUUGGAGAUUGGUUGAGUGAGCUGGUAGAAACCACUCUGAACGAUUUGGAAGGCUCAAAAUGCAUCGCAAUCGAAGAUGAGAUGGAUGUCAGCCCGUUGAACUUGGGCAUGGUUGCUAGCUUCUACAACGUAUCUUACGUCACAAUUGACGUCUUUAAUAUGUCCCUGAAAGGCCGAACAAAGCUCAAAGGCUUGCUGGAAAUUGUUUCUUCCGCAGCCGAAUUUGAAGAUCUGCCAAUCAGACAACAUGAAGAAACAACUUUGCGUCGAAUCUAUGACCGCGUGCCGUUCAAAUUGGACAACAUCAACUUCUAUACACCUUACCACAAGGUCUUUGUCCUUUUGCAAGCACAUUUUGCACGUAUCAAUCUUCCAGUCGAUCUGGCACACGAUCAAGAGUGGAUUCUCAAACGCAUCUUGAACUUAUUGAGCGCUUGUGUGGACGUGAUGUCAAGCAAUGCUCAACUGAACGCCUUGACUGCGAUGGAAUUAAGUCAAAUGAUCGUUCAAGCAAUGUGGGACAAAGAUUCUCCUUUGAAGCAGGUGCCUCAUUUCACUUCUGAAACAAUUGCACGCUGUCGAGAAAGGGGAAUUAAAGAGAGCGUUUACGAUUUGGCUGAUACCCUACCGGAUCUUUCGCCCGAAGAACAGAAGGAUUUGUUACGCAUGAGCGAUCGUGAUAUGAUGGACGUAGCAAAUUUCACCAACAACUACCCGUACGUUGAAGUUGCAUUCGAGUUUGAAGAAACGGAAGGAUUACGCGCAUCAGAUUCAAUUACUCUUGAUGUCAAGUUGAGUCAAAAUGAUGAUGACGAAGACGAGGAGGAGGAGCCUGACCAAGAUCAGCAUAUCAUCGCACCCUUUUAUCCUUUGCGCAAAAAGUAUUGUAGUUGGUGGGUGAUUGUGGGAGAUAGUGGAAGCCGUAAUUUGUUGAGCAUCAAAAAGGUCAUCUUGGACAGCGUAAAAGGCAAAAAGAGUUCGUUCAAACUCGAAUUCACCUUGCCAAAAGGAAAGUUCGAGCAUCUCAAAUUGUACGUUUUGGCCGAUAGUUACAUCGGUGCAGAUCGUGAAUUGGAUUUGCCACCUCUUGAUAUUGCCGAAGGUGUUGAUAGCGAUGACGAGGAGGAGGAGGAAGAAGAUGAAGAUGAGGAAAUGGAUCAAUCGUAAAAAUAUUGGAUUUUUGUAUUCUAGAAAAAGUUAACCGUUUUGUACAACCAAUUUAUUUUUGCUACAUUAUGAGAC